AUGCAAAUUCCAAAAACAGUGAGGAACCGGAUGAAGCCAGGAGCCUGGAAUUCAGUCCAGGCCACUCAUAUGAUUGGCAAAAACCCAAAUGUCCGUGGCUGUGGUCCCUAUGGACAAUCCCAGCCAAGCUGUUUUAAUCAUGUGAAGAUGGGCUUUGUGAUGGGCUGCGCCCUAGGCAUGGCAGCUGGGGUACUUUUUGGCACCUUUUCCUGUCUCAGGAUUGGAAUGUGGGGUCUUAAACUGAUGGGCAGGAUUUGGAAAACCAUGAUGCAGAGUGGUGGCACAUUUGGCACAUUCAUGGCCAUUGGAAUGGGGGUCAAUUGCUAA
This is a messenger RNA of Oryctolagus cuniculus (rabbit), 327 nucleotides long. NCBI's taxonomy places the organism in Eukaryota, Metazoa, Chordata, Mammalia, Lagomorpha, Leporidae. The record is from RefSeq and is a predicted model, not a curated record.